Messenger RNA from Exophiala dermatitidis NIH/UT8656, 1752 nucleotides. RefSeq names its product CoA ligase. The record is from RefSeq and is a predicted model, not a curated record. The transcript is spliced from 2 exons. The coding region runs from base 1 to 1752 and encodes 583 amino acids. Lineage: Eukaryota; Fungi; Ascomycota; Eurotiomycetes; Chaetothyriales; Herpotrichiellaceae. Gene Ontology annotation, biological process: secondary metabolic process. Gene Ontology annotation, molecular function: CoA-ligase activity.
AUGCCGAUCAAGUCGAAUUUCCCGGACAUCGACCUGCAGGUCAAGGACAUUUUUUCGUUCCUGUUCAACAGGAAUGACCGGCCGUUUCCUGACAGUCAAGUCAUCUUCCGCGACGCAGACAACCUCACCCGGAACUACACCUACGCCCAAAUCAAGCAACUAAGCGCCGACUUCGGCAAAGGGCUGAAAUCGACCCAUGGAUUCCGCAAAGGCGACGUCUUGGGGCUUUUCGUCCCCAACGACAUUGACGUGGCGCCCGUGGUCUUCGGCACCCUCUGGGCAGGCGGGAUCGUCUCACCCGCGAAUCCAGGCUACACCGUCGCCGAACUCGUAUACCAGCUCAAAGACUCUGGGGCCCGAAUUCUGGUAACCCACAUGAGCGUGAUUUCGACCGCAACAAAAGCCGCAGAAUCCGCAGGGAUCCCAUCAUCCAACAUCUUUGUCCUCGGCAAAGAAACCGACCCAUCCCGCAAAUUCAAGCAUUGGACACAAGUACGCAAUCUCGAGGGCACAGCACGCUACCGCACCCCGAAAAUCGAUCCGAAAACCGAUCUCGCGUUCCUGGUCUAUUCGUCAGGAACGACGGGCCGACCGAAAGGCGUACGUCUAACCCACCACAACAUGACGGCCAACAUUGAACAGAUCCAAUCCGCUGAAGGCUGGCUCUCCUGGGACGGAAGCAAGAGUGUGGCCGGGAUCCCUGACGCCCCGAAGGGUCAGGGGGACAAGAUCCUAGCGUGUCUGCCGUUUUUCCACAUCUACGGAUUGAAUUUACUUGUCCACUGUCCCGUCUAUUCCGGUGUGCAAACUUUGGUGCUAGCACGCUUCGAGCUGGAAAAAUGGUGUCGCCUUGUUCAAGAACACAAGAUCACAUUCAGCUACAUUGUCCCGCCUAUCGUUUUGCUGUUAUGCAAAGCACCUGUUGUGGAUAAAUACGAUUUAUCUUCGUUGCGCAUGACGAAUUCCGGCGCCGCCCCACUGACCCGCGAACUCGUCGAGGCCCUGUACAAACGGAAAGGAGUACGCGUCAAACAAGGCUAUGGCCUAAGCGAGACCAGUCCGACGAUUUUCGUUCAAAGGUGGGAAGACUGGCUAGAUUCCGUCGGGUCAACAGGGUGGAUGCUGCCGAAUGUCGAAUGCAAAUUCUGUGCGGUGCCCGCACCAGGUCAAGAAAGUGAUCCUAACAAGGAAGUGCCCCGCGGUCAAGUUGGAGAACUAUAUGUUCGUGGACCGAAUGUUUUCGUCGGGUAUCAUAACAAUCCGGCCGCUACUGCUGAAUGUCUCGAUCUGGAAAGUGGGUGGUUCCGGACCGGUGAUGUGGGCUUCAUGGACGACAAGGGGAAUUUGACGAUUACCGAUCGCGUCAAGGAACUGAUUAAAUAUAAGGGGUUUCAGGUCCCGCCGGCUGAACUCGAGGGAUAUCUGGCUGACCAUGAAUUGGUCGAUGAUGUUGCUGUUGUUGGUGUGGAGAGUCUGGAACUCGGAACGGAGGUGCCGCGUGCAUAUGUUGUUAGAAAGGGGGGUCUCAAGGCUGUGGAUUCGAAUGGUGAGGAUGCCAGACAGAUUGUGAAUUGGAUGAAUGCCAAAGUGGCGAAUCAUAAGAAAUUACGCGGUGGGAUUAAGUUUGUCGAGGCGAUUCCGAAGAGUGUCUCCGGGAAAAUUCUUAGGAGGGUUCUGAAAGAGCAGGCACAGAAGGAGUUUAGGGCUGAAGAGGAGGAGAAGUUGAAGAAGGCGGGACGGGCGAAGUUGUAA